GGAGCGUGCUGCUGUACACUGGGCCAGCUAACACUGGUGUGUCUGUGUGUGUCCUGUGCCAGAGUGACUGAUGAGAAACAGUAGUCAAGUCUGGAGGGUGAUUCCCUGUCGGUUCACUUGCCUAUCAGUUGCAGGGAAAAUUAGAAGCCUUGCUAUUCUCCGCUCACUAUAAUGGGCUGCAAUCUGUGCUCUUUACAGAAAAAAGAAGAACACUACAAACUGCUCUAUGAAAUAGCUCAGGUCAAUGGGAGGGAUCUGUUGAAGGCCACGCACGAGGAAGCUGUAGGAGCCUUUCGCAGUGCCAAGGAACCAAUUGUAGUUCAAGUUUUAAGAAGAGCUCCCAUCACAAAGAAUCAUGGGACAUCUCAGGAAAUCCAUCUGGUGGAUGUUUGCACUCAGACGGACAUUACUUUUGAACACAUUAUGGCUCUCUCCAAGUUAAGGCCAUCGACUCCUCCUGUACCUGACAUCUGCCCCUUCCUGCUUUCUGACAGCUGUCACUCACUACAUCCAAUGGAGCAUGAAUAUUAUGAAGGAAAUGAGUUUCUCUCGAGCAUGCCUGCUGAUGCAGACCAGACACAGGAGUUUGAGUAUGAGGAAGUUGAACUGUGCCGUGUCAACAGCCAGGAGAAGCUUGGACUUACCUUGUGCUAUAGGACUGAUGAUGAAGAGGAUAUGAGCAUCUAUGUUAGUGAGGUUGGGCCAAACAGCAUUGCUGCCAGAGAUGGUCGUAUCAAAGAAGGGGAUCGAAUUUUACAGAUAAAUGGUCAUGACGUCCAGAAUCGCGAGGAAGCAGUGGCAUUACUCUCAAGUGAAGACUGCCGAAAUAUUGUGCUGCUGGUUGCCAGACCAGAAAUACAGCUGGACGAAGGCUGGCUGGAUGAUGAGAGAAAUGAAUUCUUAGAAGAGCUGAACAUGGAGAUGUUGGAGGAACAACACCACGAAGCAAUGCAAUAUACAGCCAGCGAACUGGAGCAGCCAAAGAAAAGUGAGGAAGACGGUGGAACGACAGACACAGCCACCACCUCUUCCAACACCCAGGAGAAGGACAGCGGGGUGGGCCGCACUGAUGACAGUCUGCGCAAUGACGAGAGCUCUGAGCAGGAGAACCAGAGGGACAGCCAAAAGCAAUUUUCGCUGCAGGACAAACGAGAGCUGGGCCAGAGUCAGGACACGCUGGUGAGCAAUGAGAUGCCGUGUAACGGGAGCUUUGUGUCUGGUGAAUAUAUCGACUCAGACUGCACUGCAGCCCAGGACGAGGACUGCGAGAGGUUCCGCCAGCUGCUGGAGCUCAAAUGUAAGAUAAGAAACAGCGGCGAGUGUGACCUUUACUACAGCCGCAGCAGUACCAUCGAAUGCAGCCUCAAGGAACCAAAUGGGGUAGAACGGGAGCUACAGCUGCUCAACGAAGAGCUUCGUAACAUUGAGCUGGAGUGCCAGAAUAUCAUGCAGGCUCACAAGCAUCAAAAUGCAAGGGGUCAAUAUGCCGAUGUCUGGUCAAUCGAAGAAGAAGGCUAUCGAGAUUAUAACACCAGUGAUGACUUGCAGAGAGCUAAGCUAGCGGAUAUCAUAGAGCAUCCAGAAAAAUCGGACAAGGACAGCUCCAGUGCAUACAACACGGCAGAGAGCUGUCGCAGUACGCCACUGAAGGUGGGUCGCUCACCAGAUAACUCCUUGCAGCGAAUGAUCAACAUUACGAACAAGAAGAACCUGAGGAGUACCAUUGCAGCACAACAAAUGACUGCCAGACAAGACAGCAAAGAGGCAUGUCUGGCUAAAACUAAAAGUUCAGACAAUUCAGCAGAGCAGCAGGAUAAUGCACCUGAAAGCAACAAACUUACUGAGCGUGAGAGGUCCAGUGUUCCACAGAUUCCGUAUCUUUCACCAUGCCACAGUUCCCAGUACAGACAUACCAAUAUACCCACUCAUGCCAGGCACUACCAGAGCUACAUGCAUCUCAUCCAGCAGAAAUCUGCUGUGGAGUACGCCCAGAGCCAACUUAGCAUUGUGAGCAUGUGCAAAGACUUGCAGAAGUCUGCGGAGCCUAAAAUGGAGUGGAAGGUCAAAGUCCGUAGUGACGGGACGAGAUACAUCACAAAGAGGCCAGUGAGGGACAAAAUUCUUAAAGAGCGUGCCUUGAAGAUCAAAGAGGAGCGCAGCGGAAUGACGACAGAUGACGACACAAUGAGUGAGAUGAAGAUGGGCAGGUACUGGAGCAAGGAGGAGAGGAAGCAGCACUUGAUGAGGGCCAAAGAGCAGAGGAGACGACGGGAGUUCAUGAUGCGCAGCAGACUGGACUGCCUCAAGGAAAGCCCUCAAAGUGGCAGCGAAGGGAAAAAGGAAAUAAACAUUAUUGAACUGAGCCAUAAAAAGAUGAUGAAAAAGCGGAAUAAGAAAAUCUUGGACAAUUGGAUGACAAUCCAAGAACUGAUGACCCAUGGGGCCAAGUCUCCCGAGGACCCACAAGUACACAAUGCCUUCUUGUCUGUUACCACUGUAUAAUAUGGACACUACCAAAUUCGGUAGAAUUUAAUUGCCUCGUUCAAUGUGGCAUUUUUUUAAAAAGUUUUUCACAGUUUAUAACCUGAAUACUUUUUAUAAACAAUUUUGUUAACUUCUUUAUUAUGUUUCUUUUUCCUUCAGCUUAAUUUUUUUCUUUAUAACUUUGUGGAAGUUUUUUGUUUGUUUAUUUUUUUUACAAUGCACUCACUACUAAUUCCAUUUACUACUUAACAAAAUAUAACAUGAUAUCACUGUUCUUAAAAUAGUGUAAUUGAAUCCUGGCAAUGUGACUGCCUCAGUUUAAAAGGUGGAGCUUUACAGUAUCUCACCACUGUAGCCACUAGAUAAUUCGAGGUAGCUCCAAACAGGAUUAUUAGUUAGUUCUGGACCAAUUUAGGAUCGAGGAUUACAAUAUAUUAAAAUAUAAAUAUGCAAACAAUGAGCUUUAAAACAAAUCUAUAACAUAAAUCCAACACAAGAGGUCGCAGAAUUUAGUAGAAGUUUGAAACUAGUUCAGGAAAAUUAAUCUUAACUAAUCAGAAAAAUGAAGUGAACCUUCUAGACAAUUACAUUUUCUUAUAUUUGCCUUUGGACCUUAAUAUUUUAAGUCUAUCCACUGGUCAGGCAAGAGCGAUUCUGCCUGUCAUGUUUAUGCAUGUUACAUGCCUCAAUAAAUUUUAAUUUGAAUUCAGUUGUGGGGUUUGUUUGAAAUACUAAAACAAAAAAAAUAACACAGAGUUCUGUAAAGCUUUAAACAUUCAUAUGUAUAAAUAUUCUGCAACAGUUUCCUGCUGGAUUUUAUGUAAUAUAACUUAUUGUUUCUUUAUAUUUUGUAAUCAACCCAAAGGAGGUUCCUUUGUAUUGUAUGGGCUGUAUGUAUAAAAGUUUUUGUUUGUGAAUACCUCUUUUCUUGGUACUUACAUGUUUAAUUUAGGAUUCGGAUAUGUAUAAAUGAUGUUUACUGUUUCGUAUUGUUUUUGUCGUUGUGUAUGCUCAAUCAACAACAGUUAUACUUUUGUGUUCGACAGUUAACCUUCUAUGUGGUUCAGGGGACAGGAUCUAGGGCUCCUCCCCUGUUCUGUCCUGCCAAACUAUUGUCAAUCUCUCAAUUUAAACCCCCAAGUCACACUAUGCUUGCUUCCUAACCUUAGAGGCCAGUCGGUUCGGUCUCACCUGUGCGAGGGUGGCUCAUCGUGAGCCAAAGUGAAACCCUUUCCUCUUUUCUAAGUCAAAAUCAAAGCACUUCUAUUACAAUUCCUGAGGUUCCAUCCCCGCAAAGCUCUUGCUUGUGUCCUGUGAAACUUAAGUUGGAUGUAACAUUUUUUCAUAUCUUCUUCGCAUGUAGCCAAAUAUUUUACACUUCCUCCAUGGUGGUGUAACUACAGGGAUGUUUGGUGGUUUAUUACUUUUAACUAUGUUACUUCCAGAUCAGAGGUUGUUUUUUUUUUUUUUUUUUUUUUUAUUAUUAUUAUUCAUAUAUGUUAUGCUUAUAUGACUGUAUGUGUCGGAUAUUACUCUCUCCCAGCAACUAAUAAUGGGGGCUUGUGUGGCCAAGAUUCCUGUCAACAGGCAGAGACAAAGACAGCCGAGGGUAUUUGGACAGAUCCUCCUGAAAAUGUGUUCAAAAUAUUUGUGGCUUGCUAUGUUUUGCACAAUAUUGCAAUUCAAUCAAGGAUUAUAUCUAUAUCUGAGGAUGAUAUUCAAGCCCCCGUUGACAAAGUAGCACCCAAUCCCUUACACCCCAACAUUCCAACUUUGAAAAAUGACAGAGAGAUACAUGCGUGCCUACACGAUAUAAAAAUAAAAAGACACACACACACAGUAUUCACACAUAAUGGUCCUAUGAGUCAAUAUUAAGUAGUUGUUGGGGUUUUCAUUCAUGGUUGGGUUUAUCAAGGUCCCAGUCAGCAAAAAUCGUAUGCCAUGGCAUUCGUUACAAGGCAAUACAAUACAAACUUGGGAGCGAAGUUCUACUUGAAUACGGAAAUGGUCACGUGUUGAUCACAUACCUCAAUUUGACCUCACGUUAUAUAUGCUAAUAAAGCAAGCUGUUGUAUUAUUUCUUCUUAACUUCUUACAGCGGCCGCUGCUGAAACGUGACAAGUUUAACUAUCACAGAUAACUUAAAAACUCCAUGAUGCAAACAACCUUUACAAAUACAGCGCUAUGUUUUUAAAUAUAAUGCCAAACCAAUACCUUACAUACUGUCCUAUAUACAAACAUUCAGCAAAAUGGUAUUGAAGUGUUUUCUGCUAAGAGUAUAAACUGUUUCAUACACUUCUUCUAAUAGCAUUUCCCCCCUCAAUGACAUUGUACAUUACAACUGUAAAUUGAAACUGUAUUACUCCCAGUCAAGUGUAGGUGGAACAUUUUUCAAUAAUGUGUAGUAGAACUGAUCGUGUAGUCAGGUAAAUAUGUGGUUAUUGUGAAAAUAAAAAUAAAUAAAAUUAUUGUUUACCUUCAAAGAAACCCUAAAGCCAUUUCACAACUUUUCUUCACUGAUUUGUGUUCCCAACAGAUGUAAAGGUUAUGUACUAAACAUUCUUACAAGUGUCUUUUAAUGUCCUGCCAAGAUACUGGUUCCAGAUGUAAUACCAGCUUGCCAGCCUCUUGCUAUUUUUACAUUAGCAUUGGCUAGAAAUUGAUCUUGGAAAGAUCCUGGCAGAGCAGUGACAUUAAUCAAUACUUGAAAUUCAGUAGAUUUUUUUUUUUUUUUGUUUUACUUUUUCAAAUGAGGUUAAUAACAAUGUAAAUCACAGUACCUACUACAAUUGAACAUUUGACUUUUUUUUUUACUUUGCCCAGAUAAGAAAGGACCAGUUAGUGUUGUCUUGCAUUACAACUGAAUUACAGCAAUUAAUGAAUAAAGUAUAAAACAUCUUUUCAAGUGUUAGUGACUAUUGAAAAAUGUAGACACACAGAUUGGUUUAUAACAGGGAUGUCGUGGUUUUUGUUAUAUAUUCAGUUGAUUUCAACUGGCAAUCUGCAGAUUAUUUUUCUUUUCUUUUUUUGUUAAAUCUAAUGUUAUAAAAUAAAUACGACCAUAAAACAAGAUCAUGCACUGUGCAUUCA
Messenger RNA from Polyodon spathula (Mississippi paddlefish), 5574 nucleotides. Its product is annotated as PDZ domain-containing RING finger protein 4-like. The transcript has 8 exons. Bases 172 to 2502 code for a protein of 776 amino acids. NCBI's taxonomy places the organism in Eukaryota, Metazoa, Chordata, Actinopteri, Acipenseriformes, Polyodontidae. Gene Ontology annotation, molecular function: protein binding. The record is from RefSeq and is a predicted model, not a curated record.